AUGUCUACCAUUCUUCAAGCAUCAAGAUUAUUAUCACGAAACAUAAGUUCGUCCAUGUUUAAAUUGCCGGUUCGAACACAUGUUAUUGAACAUAAUGCACCUAGAGGUGUACCUCAAAUCGAAGUUACUUUUGAUAUUGAUGCCAAUGGUAUUGUAAAUGUAUCGGCACGUGAUAAAGGAACCGGAAAAGAACAUCAAAUUGUUAUUCAAUCUAGUGGUGGUUUGUCCAAAGAUGAUAUCGAAAAUAUGAUCAAAGCUGCGGAAAAAUUUGCCGAAGAAGAUCGUAAAAAACGUGAAAUUGUUGAAACAGUUAACCAAGCUGAAGGCAUUAUACAUGAUACCGAAAGUAAAAUGGAAGAAUUUAAAGAUCAAUUACCAAAAGAAGAAUAUGAAAAAUUGAAAGAAAAAAUUGCCAAAACUCGUGAAGUAUUGGCCAAUAAAGAUAAUGAAACGCCGGAAAAAAUUAAAGAAACCUGUAAUGAUUUACAACAAUCAUCAUUGAAAUUAUUCGAAAUGGCUUAUAAAAAGAUGGCUGCUGAUCGUGAAUCAUCAUCAUCGCAAUCAUCAUCAUCAUCAUCAUCGGAUUCGACGACAAAAGAAGAUGAUACAAAAGAUGAUACAAAAAAAGAAGAAAAGAACUAAAAAAGAUGCCACUAUAUAAUUGAAAUAAUCAAUUUUUUUUACAAACAAAAUAAUCACUUCUCCAUAUAUAACAUGUGUAGAUUUUUUUUUCUUCUUCUUCUUCCUUUCAUCCAGAUCAAAUAAUCGUAGAAUUUCUUUUUCUUUUUUUUUGUAUUUGUUAUUAGGAUAUAUGUCUCAUAUAUAAUUUUGUUCCGGUUUUUCUAUUUCAUUUA
Molecule: messenger RNA, 854 nt
Organism: Dermatophagoides pteronyssinus (European house dust mite)
Lineage: Eukaryota; Metazoa; Arthropoda; Arachnida; Sarcoptiformes; Pyroglyphidae
Gene: Hsc70-5
Product: Heat shock protein 70 cognate 5
Biological process (GO): protein folding
Molecular function (GO): ATP binding; ATP-dependent protein folding chaperone
Source: RefSeq, a predicted model, not a curated record